Molecule: messenger RNA, 2570 nt
Organism: Branchiostoma belcheri (Belcher's lancelet)
Lineage: Eukaryota; Metazoa; Chordata; Leptocardii; Amphioxiformes; Branchiostomatidae
Product: R-spondin-2-like
Exons: 5
Coding region: 892-1797 (301 amino acids)
Source: RefSeq, a predicted model, not a curated record
UACUACAUUGUAGGAGUUGUUUCUCCUAUGUGUACCUCCCCCUUCUGCACACUGGAAUGGGCUGACCCAACCUACAGCACCCCUGCUGGUUGGGCUGGUUAGCGGGUUAGGGGCAAACCAUUUGUGGAAAUAACAGGGGUUUUGCUUGACAUCAUAGAAAAUGCACUUUCUUUAGUAAGAUUUCAAAUCAGCACCACAUAUUCCAUUUGGACAGUGCAAUGAUUGGCAAGAACAUAAGCAUCAAACCAGAAGUGAAAUGGACAAAAGAAAUAUAAACCUUAAAUUUAUUUCAUAUGUACAUGUAUUACUAGAUGACUUCCUGAAUUGUGCUGAACAGUGUUUUAGAUUACAUAGACUUGUAAUGGAUACUUCCCUACCAAACCUAUAUGCAAGCUACAUGUAUCUGUGCAUUAGGCACCUGUGCUAUCUACAGGGCCUCAGUGUAGCCCUGACAAACGUCUGCACAUUUGAAUUUGUAUGACAGUCUGUGUUUGAUAUCAUUGGGAUGUUGCCACUGUGGUUGAUCCAUGGCUUGUCCCAGAGUACAGGACCAGUAUGGGGUGUAGUGUGAGCCAGACAUUCUAACUGUGAGCUGUCCAGAUGCUGGGGUUGGGGACUAGUCAACAGUUGGAUGUGUCGCAGGCCCAGGGAUAGCAUACUUGGAGAGACCAGGACAUACUUACCAAAACUGCACCCUUGCCAGGAGCAAGGGCAGUAGCAGUCUUGCUUUCUAGUCUGAGAAAUAACAGCAGACAUCGAUCGAAGAGGAUUUUCAAAGCAAAUGUUUGGCAGGUUGUGCGCUUUGGAUUUACUUCUUUCUGAGGAGAAUUGCUUCACAGCUUAACAAGAUCCGACAUGUUGUGGCACAAGAGGGAAGCGGAGUCCUAGGAAAUGCCCAGUUUUGGGCUGAAGCUGAGACCUUGGGCUGGGAAUGUACGUGUGGCUGCAGUGAUUGUGUGUUUGGUCCUGCGAUCUGUAUGCAUGGGGACGACUUCUAAUGUCCUGACGUUUGACUCUGAGCCGUCCGCAGCAGUGAAAGCUAUCGGUCUGUACCCAGUGUGCCCCCGAGGCUGCACCAGUUGUUCCACCAUUAACGGCUGCAUCACGUGCCGCCCGCGCUACUUCCUGUUCCUGUACCGCUCGGGCAUGCGCCAGACGGGCCUGUGUCUCCACACCUGUCCCCAUGGGUACUACGGAGUCCGCAGUCCCGACUUCAACAAGUGCUCGAGAUGUAAAGUGGAGAACUGUGAGCAGUGCUACAGCAGGAGUUUCUGUACCCGAUGUAAGGCGCCGUUCCUCCUGUAUAAAGGGCAGUGUGUGUCCUCCUGCCCAGCCGACCAGCCGUACGUCGCCAACCUCACACGGGAGUGCCAAUAUGUUGACGCCGCUGACGUUGUUGUGCGCAUGCCCACAGUUGACUGCCAGGUAGGUCCCUGGAGCCCAUGGAGCCCGUGCAUGCGCAACGGUGCGAGCUGUGGGUACAAGUGGGGUGACCAGACCCGGUCACGCCAGGUGUGGCAGAAACCGUCACCGCUGGGACGGCCGUGUCCCGAGCUGGUCAGCAACACAAGGUGUCUGGUGCAGCCCAGAUUCUGUCCAGUUGUAGGACCAGACGGGCUGGUUAUCGACAACCACUCCGAGCUGGCCGCACAGAUCAAGAGGGAAAGACGGCGGCGGAAGAGAGAACGGCGGAGAAAAAAGCGAAGAAAAGCCAGAAAGAGGGAGAGAAAGGAAAACAGAAGUAGACUUGGACAAAUAGUGGUACAUGACCCUCCGGUGGAGCCGUCGGCGUCGUAGUUAACGUAGGCACUAAGUGUCGGAAAUAAGCAAAGUGUAGGCAUGGAAAAUAGUAGCCCUACUGGUCUACAAAUACAAGUUAAUUUUGUCGUUUGCUUCCUUCAGCGCGCUAAAGGAAUAUUUAGUGUUUUUGAAAUGUAGAGAGGACUGGCUGUAUGUGUGUAACGUUACAUGUGUCUGUUUGGGAUACUGCAGCUGGCGAUCUGGGAUUUACGCGUUACUAAGAGCCAAAAAUGUUAAUAUUUUCAGUGACCAAGUUUGAAUGGAUUUCGUGAUAAGCGAGGAAGCUUUCUGCUGAAGAUUUUCAUGGAUAGCCAGGAUGUGAAUAUUUGUCGCUACUGUAACUUCAAAAGUGUGGUGUGUAGCUCCAUCACUCCAUCAAAGGUACCAAGUAAAUGUCAUUUUAAACUGAUAUCUUAUCUAGCUUGAUAACUUUAUAAACGAUCCCUAUGCAGCUCAUGGCAGACCUAGCUUAAAGUAGGAAGACUUUUCGGAUAUGUUGGUAACACUUCUCAUCUGAAGCUGGGCUGAAAGAGACAAUUAUGCUGCAGUUACGAGGAGGGGUCAUCAAAUAUUAGCUUUUAACACUGAAUAACACAACAAACGUCAAGACUAAUAUAGAUAUUACACUGUGUGCGUCUACAGUAGAUUUGGUUGUAUACAGAAUUACAUGGAAAAAGAUUUCCUUGGACUGAAAGAAAGAGAGGAACAGUCUGUAAAGAUAUCAAUAAAAGCUAAAAGAAUUAACGUGUGAUGUCAUGAUCACGUCAGGU